Molecule: messenger RNA, 2658 nt
Organism: Spea bombifrons (plains spadefoot toad)
Lineage: Eukaryota; Metazoa; Chordata; Amphibia; Anura; Pelobatidae
Gene: MCAM
Product: melanoma cell adhesion molecule
Exons: 17
Coding region: 65-1906 (613 amino acids)
Biological process (GO): cell-cell adhesion
Cellular component (GO): cell-cell junction
Molecular function (GO): cell adhesion molecule binding
Source: RefSeq, a predicted model, not a curated record
UCAGUGUGUCUACUCGCUCAGUGUCUCGCUGCCUCUGCAGGGUGCUGUAUACAGUAGCAGAGCCAUGGCUUUUCUCAUCCUGCUUUCCCUGUGCCUGCUCAGCUGGAGAGGCACAUGGGGACAGCAAGAUGUUGCACGAGUGGAGGUGAAAGAGGCCAAAGAGGGCGGCACAGUCAGAAUUCCCUGCAUGAGCUACGGCUCUGAGCACUCUUGGCAUCCCACCAUUCAGUGGCUUUAUGAGAAAAACGGAAUGCAAAAGAUGUUGACCAACGGGACGUCUAUUGAGGACUCAGAGCUGAAGGAGAGAGUGACACUGGGAGAACAUUUUAGGCUAAUAAUUCGUAGCGUUCGUGUUCAAGAUGAAAGAAUUUUUAUCUGUCGGGCGGCGAACACAAGCUCUGUAUCCAAGGAACACCACGUCCAGUUACGUGUAUACAAAGCUCCAGAGCCACCAGAAAUGAAACUGGUGGAUGUGGGAAUACUGCUGGACAACGACAGUGUUGAGAUUGGGAGCUGUGAAAGCAAAAACGGAUAUCCUUCACCAAAUAUUACUUGGUAUAAGAAUGGUUUUCCUUUGAGGGACGGACAUGCAGAUGUGAAAGUCUCGUAUCAGUUGACUCAAGAGUCCAGUGGUUUUUACACAGUUUUGAGCAGUCUGUUCAUUAAUGUCCAGCAAUCUGAUGACAACUCUGUCUUCUACUGUGAAGUCUCAUACUCUCUUCCAGGACACCUUAUGAUGAUGGAGUCCGCAAAAGGGAACAUCACAGUGUAUUACCCCAACACACAGCUAACCAUGUUUAAGAAGAGCCCAACCGAAACAGUAAAGGAAGGAGACACUGUGGAGCUGAAGUGUGAGGGCAAUGGAAAUCCACAACCUGAAAUAACUUACUACAAGAGAGAUGAGGAUCGUGACCUGGGAACUGGCCCAUCUUUAAUUCUGAAGAAAGUUGAGCGUGGGGACUCUGGUGGCUACAGUUGCGUGGGGACAGACUAUAAUUAUUUUAGUUCUGAUUUGUCUGCUGACAUAGAGCUUCAAGUGCAUUUUUUGGAUUCACCAAAGUUGUCUGAAGAAUCUCCAGUUGUGGUAAAACUAGGAGAAGAUUUGAGAGUCUCUUGUCAAGCAAAUGGAUCCGUUGAGACUGAGAUAACAUGGACGAGAAAGGAAAAUCUUGAAGCAGAGGGAAUGUUUCUGAAUCUUAAUGAUGUAAACUAUGGCAUGUCGGGAAUCUAUACGUGUUUGGUUGACUUACCUGCUGUACCGGGCCUGAAUGUCAGCAUGGACUUGGAAGUUAUUAUUACAGGGAGACCAGAAGUGCAUCUAACCUCUCAGCAUAUAGCUGUAGAAGAAAACCAAAUGGUGACUUUGACGUGCCAAGCAAUUGGUCAUCCGGUUCCGAGCAUUAUCUGGUCCAUUAAUGGCACAGUGGCAGAAAUAAUUGACGGACUUGAAGUGACUAGUGACCUGACCUUCCCUGUUACCCAUGACCUGAUAAACGUAACAGUCACUUGUGAGGCUUCUAACACACACGGCAACAGCCAGGGAGAAGUCCAACUCGAGCUAAAACCAGUCUCAAUCAUUACAAGCGCAGCUCCCGUAACUACAGUUACAACUGGUACCAGCUCAGAGCCCACAAAAGCCGGGAGUCACGGCGUGGUGAUUGUGGUCGUCAUCGUGUGCAUCCUUCUCUUGGCGAUCCUGGGAGCCGUGCUUUACUUCCUUUACAAAAAGGGGCACAUUCCCUGCGGCCGCUCUGGGAAGCAGGAUAUUACAAAACCCAGUGAAAAGGAUCAAAUUGUAGUGGAAAUGAAACCAGAUUCUCCAGCUGAAGAAUCUGUGCUCCUACCUGGAUCCCAAGAGAAGAAGCCACCAGGAGAACAGGAAAAGUACAUGGACCUGAGAAAUUGAACGGUGUAAUGCGGGAGCAUGGAGUGACCAGCUCUUUUCCAAUCUGACUACUGGGACUUAUACAAGUACAUCGCGAAGUGGGCAAACCAUCUGGCCUCUCUGACCCUGUAAACUGCCCUGUAUAUUUAUACCAGGUUACUUAUUCGUCUAAAAACCAACUUUGGGACCUGAAUAUUCUGCAGCUGGCUCGUAAUUACUCUUAGUUCUUAUGAAUGACUGGUUACCCAUGACAAGCCCAAGACUUAAUUUAUUCUUAAGUGACCUUUAUGGCCUGCAACUUUAUCUUUCUAAUGUGUUACACUGCCCGGGGUGCCUCCAUUGCAUUGAUAGCAGGGCAAGGGGUAUUCUGGUUACUUGAAAGGUAAAGGUAGAGUUGUGGCCCCUAGCAGACUAAGCACAAAACAGAAUAGAUAAAACAGACUGAAAGCAAGCACUGACAAUCCCUAUUGCUACUCUCUUCCAUCCUACUGUGUGGCCUUAGGUCCGCUUCCAUGCACUGUUUUAUUGUUAUUUGAAUGUAAAAUGAUAUAAUCGGAUUUCAUUGUUACAUCUAUAGAAGGGCCGGCAUAGCUUCUUCUCUCUUGAACAGAACCCUGCAGGAUACACCCUUUCAACAGCACAUACCAAUGAAAUGUCUCUAUAUAAAGUAUAUAUGCAUAUAUAAAUAUAUUUGAGUCUGUAAAUUUAAAGUAUCUAAUUAUGCGUUGCCUACUUUUUUUAAGUAUGUGAAAAUAAAGAGUUUGUGUCAGUUU